Molecule: messenger RNA, 2035 nt
Organism: Arabidopsis arenosa
Lineage: Eukaryota; Viridiplantae; Streptophyta; Magnoliopsida; Brassicales; Brassicaceae
Source: the annotation of a GenBank genome assembly
UCAUCCCAACUCAUCGUGUCACGUUAUCACAAUGGAGAUGUUCGGUAGCGGUUUGGAUGGUCCAUUACCUUCCACUACUUCAGCCCUGACUAGCUUGGUCAAACUCCAGAUUAGCGAUCUAGGAGGAAAUCCGUCUUCCUUUCCUCCACUGCAGAAUUUGAAGUCUCUCAAAACAUUGGAGUUGAGGAGAUGCAACAUAUACGGACGACUUCCUAAAUAUAUUGGAGAUAUGACGAGUCUGAAAACACUUGACCUCAGUUUUAACAUCUUAACGGACAAGAUCCCGUCAUCAUUAGCCAACUUGAAGUUAGCAGAUUAUAUUUACUUGGCAGGAAACAAGUUCACAGGAGGUGUUCCGAACAGUUUUAUCGAAACUAAUAAAAAUAUAGAUAUAUCUUCCAACAAUUUCACCCUUCAAAGUUCAAUUCCUAGUGGUGAUUGUGACCAAGUUAAUAAUGCAUAUAAGGGCUACCCUUGUUACUUCCAACACUUCCCUUGCCUUUUGCCUAAAAGAAAAUACAAAUAUAAGCUAUACAUAAACUGUGGGGGAGAUGAAAUAAACGUUGACAAAGAAAAGACAUACGAAGCUAACGUAGAGGGCCAACGACCUUCUACAUUUGUCUAUGGCUCUGACAAGCACUGGGCAUUUAGCAGCACCGGACACUUCAUGAAUGAUCUUACAGAAGUGGAUGACUACACCGUGUCUAACACCUCUACACUAUUAGCCGAUGCUUCGUCUCCAAGUUUCGUGCUGUACAAGACGGCUCGGAUUUCUCCUCUCUUGUUGACAUACUAUGGAAUCUGUCUCGGCAAUGGGGAGUACACUGUGAGUCUCCACUUUGCAGAGAUAAUAUUUACCAGCGACAGUACAUUUUACAGUCUUGGCAAACGAGUUUUUGAUAUUUAUGUUCAGGAGAAGUUGAUGAUUAAAAACUUCAACAUUAAAGAAGCUGCUGGUGGAUCGGGGAAGCCAAUCAUAAAAACAUUUUUGGUAAAUGUAACAAAUCAUAAUCUGAAGAUCAGCUUGAGGUGGGCUGGCAAAGGGACAACUACGCUUCCAAUUAGAGGAGUUUAUGGCCCUAUGAUCUCAGCAAUAUCAGUUGAACCUAGUAACUUUGGCGUCGUUGCCCUUGAAAUCGUCAGUGGAAAGAGUAACUCAAACGUCAAACCAAGCGAGAAAUUGGAGUGCCUUCUUGAUCAGGCCUACGUUUUGCAAGACAUGGGAUGCUUACUAGACUUGGUUGAUCCAGUGCUAGGUUCAGCUUACUCAAAAGAGGAAGCAAUGGUGAUCUUGAACGUGGCGCUAAUGUGCACUAACACGUCCCCGGCGUUAAGGCCAAAAAUGUCGCAGGUCGUGAGUCUCCUCGAGGAAAAGACCGCAAUGAAAAACCUGUUGUCGGACCCAAACUUCUCAGCAGUGAACCCGAAGCUGAAGGCUUUAAGAAAAUUCUUUUGGCAGAGCGAAGCCUCCACAAGCGGACCUCGUACCACUGACUCUGUUGAUGCUGAAGAGAACGUAUCAAAAGACGAAAUAGUAGAAGAACCAGAACUUGAGUGUGAGUGAACUUGAGUGAAGCAUUCUCUUUGGUCAAAUUUUUUGUCUUAUAUAUCUUCUUAGUUUCUUCUCUUUCAGCUGAAACUAGUUCUUAAAGUAUCUUGUUUUAUAUUCCUUCAAAUUUGUGACCCUUAGGAAAAUCUUGAGGAUUGUAUUUGUAAAGGUCACUGCUUUGGCCUUUCUUUGUUUCAAGCUCCUAAAAAGUGUAUUCCUUUAUUUGAUAUGGUGUAAUGGUAACAGAUGGUCAGGAAGCAUUCUCUUUGGUCAAAUUUUUUGUCUUAUAUAUCUUCUUAGUUUCUUCUCUUUCAGCUGAAACUAGUUCUUGAAGUAUCUUGUUUUAUAUUCCUUCAAAUUUGUGACCCUUGGGAAAAUUUUGAGGAUUGUAUUUGUAAAGGUCACUGCUUUGGCCUUUCUUUGUUUCAAGCUCCUAAAAAGUGUAUUCCUUUAUUUGAUAUGGUGUAAUGAAAAACUAACAACAUU